Molecule: messenger RNA, 346 nt
Organism: Phytophthora infestans T30-4
Lineage: Eukaryota; Oomycota; Peronosporomycetes; Peronosporales; Peronosporaceae
Exons: 2
Coding region: 35-238 (67 amino acids)
Source: RefSeq, a predicted model, not a curated record
GACACAAAGCGCUCAUCCACUUUAGCUCGUCAACAUGCUGCUCACGUUCCUCGAGAAGCUUCCGCUGAGCCAAGGCGGCAAGGUGUUCGUUGGCACGUCUCUCUGCCUGGCCAUCUGCGCGUACCCCGUCAUCCGAAAGCAGCAAAAGGCUGGCCACGACCUCUUCUCGUCCGAGCGACCGCAGGACAUCGUGGAUCAGGAGGUCAAGGCUCGCCGUGAGAAGCUUAACAUCAAGUAGAGCCUUCAGGUCUCAAUGGAUGCAGUCUUGUUCGAAUUCAUUUUUUAUCUGAAACUACUGUAGUCGCUCUGUGGGAUAGAAGGAAGUACACUCAUGUUCCGCAGGUCC